CUCGCCCCCCCUUUGAACACCUCUGUCCUCUGGUGUACAUUCGACAUGCCCAAAAUCUAACAUUUCUUCACCAAAAUACCCUUCGAAGAUAGUGUCAUUUUCCAAAAAAACCUCUUCUCUUCAUUCGACCAAUUAGUGUUCCAGCACUUCUAAUCUUUGUAGUUUUUGUGCAAAUUCUUCCUCAUUUUUCACCGUCUCCAAGUUUUCUUCCUCUGCACAUUCUCUCUUCAGUUCGGCUGAAUUUGAGAACUGUGAAAAUAAUUUUCUGUGUCGAGGAAGAACCAAAAUGCCUGCACAGAAGAUAGAAACUGGGCAUAAUGAUGUGGUUCAUGAUGUUCAAAUGGAUUAUUAUGGCAAACGACUUGCCACUGCAUCUUCUGAUGCUACGAUUAAAAUAAUUGGUGUGAGCAAUUCGGCUUCACAACCCCUUGCUACAUUGACCGGCCACCAAGGCCCCGUUUGGCAGGUUUCGUGGGCACACCCGAAAUUUGGGUCGAUCCUUGCCUCAUGUUCUUAUGAUGGUAGGGUGAUUAUAUGGAAGGAGGGUAAUCAGAAUGAGUGGGCACUAGCUCAUGUGUUUCAUGAGCACAAAUCUUCGGUUAAUUCCAUCUCUUGGGCACCACAUGAACUAGGGCUUUGUUUAGCUUGUGGAUCAUCCGAUGGGAGUAUCUCGAUUCACACUGUUCGUGCUGAUGGUGGUUGGGAUACCAAUAGGAUUGAUCAGGCACAUCCGGUUGGGGUAACAUCAGUGUCAUGGGCUCCAGCAACUGCACCAGGAGCCCUUGUAGGAUCGGAUUUGCUAGAACCCGUUCAUAAACUGGCUUCGGGGGGUGCUGAUAACACUGUGAAAGUGUGGAAGCUUUCAAAUGGGACAUGGAAGAUGGAUUGCUUCCCAGCUCUUCAAAUGCACUCAGAUUGGGUCAGGGAUGUAGCUUGGGCUCCUAAUCUUGGGCUUCCAAAGUCAACAAUCGCCAGCGCUUCACAGGACGGAACUGUGGUUAUAUGGACUGUGGGCAAAAAGGGUGAACAAUGGGAGGGAAAAGUUUUGAAGGACUUCAAAACUCCAGUUUGGAGGGUUUCAUGGUCUUUGACAGGGAACUUGUUAGCCGUAGCUGAUGGGAACAAUGAUGUCACAUUGUGGAAAGAAGCAGUUAAUGGAGAGUGGCAGCAGGUUUCUACAACUGAGCAAUAGCUUUUUCUCUUGUACUCUUUCAUAUUCUCUUACUACAAUGUCAUCUUUCAUGGACUUGAAUGAACUUGGUUUUUGUAACGUGUUCGAUAUUGUAGAUUAUAUAUUUGUUGAGAUAGAGAAAGAGACUAGUUGAUUCCUUCUGCUGCCGAUUUAUACACAACCUGUAUCUUCUUAUUGCUCUUUUGUUUGAAGUUUUGAGUUGUAAUGUUGUACUGUUGUAGUUAUUGUAUUAAGUUGCAGACUUUAAUAAUUGUGGUUAGAGGUGGAGUUUACUGGUUCUGAAACAGCUGAUGUUAUAUAAACAGUCCCGAUACAAUCAAUUGUGGUAGUACUGUUCUCUUUGGUAUUUUAGCUGCCCGUGUUCACAGUUAUUUCCAGACUUGUUUGCUGAUAACUUUUUCUGUCAUCCCAAUUCUCGAGUUUGAUUCACAAAUUCAGUGGACAGUAAUUGAGAGAUCGAUUCGAGGUUGUUGAAGGAUUGUGUUAGACCUGACUGUGGCUCACUGCCAGCCUUUGUGGUUGAAAUAUUGGCAGAGAAAAUGUGGAUUUAACAUGUUCUGGUGAAAUUUACUGGCUCAAUAUUUGCCUUGCUGCUCUUCAAAGCUUGUUCUUCAUGAUGGUUUUUUGUCCUUGCGCUUUGCAUUUAAUCCUCUUUGCACAUCUUUCUUUUCCAUCUUCAAGGGCUUGAGGUUCUUCUUUUU
Molecule: messenger RNA, 1893 nt
Organism: Amaranthus tricolor (Joseph's coat)
Lineage: Eukaryota; Viridiplantae; Streptophyta; Magnoliopsida; Caryophyllales; Amaranthaceae
Product: protein transport protein SEC13 homolog B-like
Exons: 2
Coding region: 287-1192 (301 amino acids)
Biological process (GO): protein import into nucleus; COPII-coated vesicle budding
Cellular component (GO): COPII vesicle coat; nuclear pore outer ring
Molecular function (GO): structural molecule activity; protein binding
Source: RefSeq, a predicted model, not a curated record